UUGCAGGUCACGUCUCAAGAAUCUGAAGCCAAACCACUGACCUUCACAUUUGUGCCAUCCAUUGGACAACUUCCAACUCACUUUGAGGUUGUAGAUGUCUGUAAGUUCCUUGUGACAAUUCCAGAGGAGCCAAAAGAUCUGAGCAAUCAAGAAAUUAUAAAUAAGGCUAAGGUAGUCUCUGAUGAGCUGUCCUUAAACAGUGUAGUCCAGCAAGACUGUGGUGUGCCUGCCAUCUCUCCAAACAGCACCCAAACUGUUCUCCAGUCCCUGGUAUCUUACUCAAGCAAAGGAGAAAUGCAGGAGAAUGAUCUUUUUAAGGCUGAGUUUAUCCUGAUUACGGACUCCGGCGACGAGGAUGAAGCAGGCGCUGCCUCUAUCAAUGCCCAGAGGCCCUCCAAUGGCUAUGGGCCCAUCAGUGCUCAACUGCUGGCUACGUCCCACAUCUCUCCUGGCAUGGAGUCAAGGAAGCCUCCCAGCGAUGGGCAUCUUCCAAGUGCUACACUUUCUCACAGCACUGCUGAUCAGCAAAACCAGCAGUUAAUUUCUACUCUUUCCACCUCUGAUCAUCUUUCCUCUAAAUCACCUGCUGUCCACUUAAUUUCUCCAACUAAUCUGAAAGUAGCGUGUGGUGCCAUGGUUAACCUGAAUCAAGCCUCUUCGCUGGAAGACUCCCGUAACAACUGGCAGUCAGCAACUGGGUCUUCUAAGCAAGAUUCAUCUCUCUACUUUCAGUCUGCUUUCCACAGUUCAGCCCCCUCCAUGUCUAAAUUAUCCUGCUCUGCAUCAAAUUGUUGUUACUCCAACCCUCAACUGUAUGAUAACAUACAAACACCAAAUGUCCAUAUCCCUGACUGUGUUUGCAAGAUGGGAAACUUCCCUAGAUCUUCUGUUCCAGGAAAGAGUCUGUGUGUUUCCCCCAGUCCUCCGCAUUCAGCUGAAAUUCAAGUAUCAUCAGGCCAGCCUUCAUUUUCCUGUUCUUCCAAAAGACUGAAUGCUUUAUCUCCUCUCCCUGUACAUAUAAUCACACAUUCAUUAUCUCCUAGCCCUAAACCUUUGUCUCCACCCUCUCUUUAUGGCUCAUCUUCGACUAUAUGUAGUAUAAAUGAGCCUUGUACACAAACAUCAUCUAAAGGAAAUUUAACAAGGUCAGGAAUUAAAUCCCCUCUGCCGACCAGACUCACUCUCUUGACUGCCAUUUUGAGAUCAGGUUCUUCUCAGCGGAGACCUCUUUCUCCUGCUUCUUGUCCCACGUUUUCUCCUUCCUCCCUUUGUUCCUCAACACUUGCAAUAGAUCAAAAGUUCAAAACAACUCCCCCAACCCCCAGAAAAUCUGUUUCAAGCCCUCCUAUUAGACCAGAUUCUCCCAGCAAAGAGGGAUAUUGGUCUUCAGGAUGGGCUCAGAACAUGCCUUUACACUCCAAGCCUCAUCCUGCUCCUCGUGCGAGGUCUCUUUCUCCUAAAAAGUGCCUUCCAGGCCAAACACUCUCUCCAGACUCCCGAAGUCCCCUGUCAUCCCCCAUCCCUUCCCACAGGAAAUCAGCUGCCUCCACAGGCUGGCAUGCUACACUGCCUGCUCCAGUAGUGCCACCACAUACCCCAGCAUACCAUUCCCUUGCACAUCCAGCCUCUCCUCCCCCUGAAGGCUUAUGUUAUCCUGCCUCCAGGUCCCAGGCACCUCAGAAAUCUCAGAGGGUGCACACUUACUCGCCCAUCUUUACCUGUCAGUCAUUUCGUUUGCUUUCUUCUACCAGAAAUAGUGGCAAAGUCUUCCCCACCACAGAAAAGCAGUCAUCUCUCUCCCAAGGUCUUUUGAAUUCAGCUUCUACAUUGAGCUCUGAUUCAUACCAAAAUUAUACUCAGGAGCUGAGUGCUUCCUCUCCUGCCCCUUCAAAUCUCUCAAAUCAGUGGUCUCUCUCGCGUCCUGAUUCUACUUCACCGGUUCCCCAAACUCAUAAUAUUAGUUCGCACUCACCACGGCUUCACUCUUCAUUGAUGCACAAAAACUAUAGGUCUAACUGCCUCUCUCCAAGACCUCAGCAAUCUGCCACCUCACCGGUAUUAAAGUGUAGAUCUCCUGUCUCAGACAAGUCACCAUGCACACUGCCAUCAAGACCCCAAGAGCUGACUUCACCACAAUCUUUUUCCCCGCCUCCUGACCAUGAAAACAUCAAACCCAAGCAAUACAAGAUCAAGACAAGCUACAAGGCAUUUGCAGCAAUCCCUACAAACACAUUACUUAUGGAACAGAAGGUUAGUGUUUGCUCAAGGGCACGGGAAUUGCAUUUCAUAUAUUAGAACAUUCAGCUUUUG
Messenger RNA from Meleagris gallopavo (turkey), 2310 nucleotides. The record is from RefSeq and is a predicted model, not a curated record. Lineage: Eukaryota; Metazoa; Chordata; Aves; Galliformes; Phasianidae.